Messenger RNA from Aedes aegypti (yellow fever mosquito), 6398 nucleotides. RefSeq lists its product as uncharacterized. Gene Ontology annotation, biological process: positive regulation of kinase activity; cell surface receptor protein tyrosine kinase signaling pathway; multicellular organism development. Lineage: Eukaryota; Metazoa; Arthropoda; Insecta; Diptera; Culicidae. The transcript is spliced from 7 exons. Bases 1294 to 5406 code for a protein of 1370 amino acids. Gene Ontology annotation, molecular function: ATP binding; transmembrane receptor protein tyrosine kinase activity. Gene Ontology annotation, cellular component: signaling receptor complex. The record is from RefSeq and is a predicted model, not a curated record.
GCAUUAGAAUGAAACGCACAUUUCGGGGGGUUCUUUUUUCUGAUAAAAGUAUGUCCUCUAGUUAGAACUCGGGUGCGCUCUCGGGGGGCUCAUUUUGCUCCAGUUCACCGCCGCUCAUUCAUGGUUUCUAAAUUCGAAGCUUUUCGGUUCUCGUUGUACCUAUUUCUUGCGUCCAUGCGGUGAGCUGAGCCGGAGCGGUAGUAGCUCGACGAAGAGUAAGAUUUUUCAGUUUAGUUAGCAUCGAGAGCUCGCGCCGAGUAGUCGAAGUUUUCGUCGUCGUCCUCGUCGUUGUUACCGUGCGUGUCUACCGGAGGCAUCUCUGAGAGCAGUGAACGCAACGCUGUUCUGUCUGCAGAUCAUUCUAUGAUUCUAACAAACGCUCUAUAUACUUAGAGGACUGCUGCAGGAUACAGUUGGAGUUCACAUUUGUUCGGCGCAAUUGUGUUCUAAACGAGCCGGUUUCGUGUCUGCUAUCGACGGCUUUGGAUUCGAUGGUAGGAAAUUCAGAACUCACAAGUGUAUGGAAAUUAAAUUAAGUCCAAGAAUCGUACACAUAAUGUAGCUCGUUGUCGUGCUACUAUAAUGUAGUGCUUACCAGUCGAGGAUAUUCUGUGUGAAAGUGAAACCAGAUCAAAACAAAAUGGAUCUGUAGAUUGUUGAUGUACUGUUAUAUACUCACUUUUGAGAAGGAUUCGUGGAAAACACCUCAGAAUUCGUCGAAUUCACGACAAGUUGGUAGAACAGUCCCUAGAGCUAGUCGACAGAACAGCACAAUUGUUUAUGUUUUCCGUUGCCUCCGUUGGCCAUCUCCGAGGAUAGCGUCGUGAGUUUACGUUUAGCCUUGUGGUGCUGAUAAAAAUACACCAACAAAAAAAAUUGUCAACGGCAAUAAAUUUUUUGCGGGAAGUGGAAAGCAUCGACCGAAGAGCAGAUACUUACUGCGUGGAAAGGAAAUCUAACGUAAUAAGUGCUCAUGGUACGUACGUAGGUGUGCGAUUGCGAAGAAAAUAUCACAAGAAGGUGAUGGUGAUAAGUGGUAACGCUGAAGCUUGUGUUUUCUUCAAUUAAUUCAAAAGAAAAAAAAAGUGUGCUUCGGUGGUGGAAUAAAAUGUGAUGAUUUUUAUUUAGAAAACCGUGAUAUUAUACUAUUACCUCUCCAUAGAGUGUUUGUGGCGACCAAGUGAAAUCGGGUAAAAGUACAGAAUAUUUCAUCAGUAUCAUCAAAAUCGAUCUGGGAUAUUAGUAAUUAAUGUUUAAAUUAGCUUAGAUUCAUCCAAACCUGUAUAGCUCGUAAUGAAGCCACCGUUGCAAAGGACGAUGUUGCGCAUAUUUUUUCUGGUGGUAUCUUUAGUGGUUAGCCUUGUCCAAUCGUAUCUGCCGGAAAUGACAAGUUUGACCACCGAACAGGUCGAAUAUGAGUGCUUUCCUACACAUAUGAAAGAAAAUCAGCUGCCUCGCUUCGCCUCCCGCAACCAAAACGACUCGAUUGCGAUCCAAGUGAGCCGGCGCUACACCCACCAGAUCAUCUCCCGCAUCUACGGCAUCUUUCUGCGGGAGAUUCUCGGCUACCGCAACGUGAAACUGGUUGACCUGUACGAGCGAAUGCAUGACAUCGAACGGGAGCGGCUGUUUGUCACCCUGGAAAACCUUGUGUCAGAUGGCACCAAUUGGCCGGAACCGACCAUCGAUUUGGAAGUAUGGAUGCUGUCGGACUAUCACAUCAUUCCGCCGGAAAUUGAGGAAGCCGGUUCCAUAACGCACCCGGGUCGAUUUGGACUCUUUAUUCCGAAGCCGCUGAUCCGGAAGGAGGAUAUAUUUCCGAAGCUGUACCCUUACACCAUGUUCCAGGAAGAUCUUAACAAUCCCAAGUAUUACGAGUUGAUCAAAAAGUUCGAUGUGGCGGAUGGAGUGCUGGAAGUGCUGAAGAGUUGGGCUGAGAGGAGUUGCAAAAACGAAAAUAGAUGCAAUCGAGACGGGAUGUAUGUGCCGGAUCAGUGCAAAGAGGGUAAGAAGUGUGCACUUGUGCUGGCGCCGCAUUACGAGGAUACAAAGUUCAUUAUAAAACACAUCGAUGAGCUAAAGUUUCAGCUGAAGGUUAUCUGGCUAGGAGGUAAAAUAAAACUUGGCAUCAAACAUCUGAUGAGCGUGUACGGAAGCGACAGAAAGAGUUCAAAAAAGUUCCUCGUGCUACAUUGGACUCCGUCGGAGGUAAUCGACAGUAAAACGAUGGAAUAUGUACCAGUCACAAUGCCACGCUGUGAAGACAUCGUCGUUAGCAAUAACACUGGCUGCAAGUACGAACUGACGCCGUUGCUCAAAUACCAUGCUCACGAGUUUGAAUCAUCUCAACACGCUCACCAGUCGCUGGUCAGGGUGUACUUUGACACGUCUGGCAUACAAGCGCUAAUCGAUUUGUAUGACAAGUACGAACCGCAGAUUCUGCGGGCACGCGAUGAGACAAAUUUGGAGUAUGACGAACAUGCUGUUGCUAGAUACUACAACCAGAUAGCUUGUGAAUGGCUGAAAACCAACGAACCGGCUUGGCACAAGUGGAAACCCAAGGGGGAGGAGAAAGAAGAAAUUUAUAUUGGCGGAAUUUUCCCUCUAUCAGGACUUGGCCGGGCAUAUUUGGGAAUAAUGCCCGCGGCAAUUAUGGCCCAGCAAGCGAUCAAUAGUAACGUAACAAUUCUGCCCAAUCACAAGUUAAUUAUCCUGAAAAGUGAUGGCCAGUGUCGCGCAGACAAAGUUAUGAAAAACUUCAUCAAUUAUUACAUCAUGCAGGAAAGGAUGAUUGGCGUCUUGGGACCGGCUUGCAGCGAUACCGUCGAACCAAUUGCAGGCGUUUCCAAACACUUCCGAAUGGCUGUAAUUUCCUACUCCGCCGAGGGAGCUUUCCUGUCCGAUCGGGAAACAUAUCCGUACUUUUUCCGAACGAUCGGUGAAAACCGGCAAUAUGGGCACGUGUACGUACGGCUCCUGCAGCAGCUGAACUGGAAUCGGGUCGCCGCCCUGACUGAAGAUGGUCAAAAAUCCACCGAAUACAUUUCGCACAUGGAAUCGAUGCUGAAGGAGAACCACAUCGAGCUGAUAUCGAACAAAAAAUUCCCUAGGGAUCGGGGAGAUACCGAAAUGAAUCAGUAUCUCCUGGAUCUGAAAACGAAAAAUGCACGAAUCAUCAUAGCCGACGUCGACGACAAGGUGGCACAAGUUAUCAUGUGCGAAGCUUACAGACUGGAGAUGACGGCAGAGAAUGGAUACAUUUGGUUCCUACCGGUGUGGCUCACGAACCUGUGGAACCUCAGCAACGACAGUCCCAUCCGAUCGAUGGUCCGAUGCACGCGACAGGAAAUGCUCAAAGCCAUCAACGGACAUUUCUCCUUGGCGCAUGCUCCCUUCGCCGACAGCCAGAGGACGCUGGACACAAUUGAGGGGACCGUCGGCAAAUGGAGGUCCGAUUAUCGGGAAACGCUGCGCAGGCACAGCUAUAUGGAGUCCGAUUACGCCGGCUAUGCUUACGAUGCAGUUUGGGUUUACGCGCUGGCGUUGGAUAGAUUGAUACGGGAGGAUCCUUCCUACCUGAGCGAUCUGCAUUCGAUAAAAACUACCAAGCGAUUGAUGGAAGUGAUACGGGCGACGGACUUUCAAGGAGUUUCUGGAAGGAUAAAGUUCGGUGACGAGGGAUCACGAUACACCAUUAUCAACGUGCUACAGUGGAUCAACGGAACGCCGAACAUCGUGGGACAGUUUACUCCCAAUAUUUCGGAGAGCAAGUACAAGCUUUUGGGAGGUUCGCUUGCCUUGAACCAAUCCGCGAUCGUUUGGAUGACGAAGGAUGGAAAAACUCCGGAGGAUGGCGCACUGGAUUGUACAUUGAGUGGACUGGCCAGAUUUUUUGGAAUGGGAUGUGACGGUACGGUGUACGUGCUUGUAGGUUGCUUGUGUGUCAUGACGAUCGCGAUCAUUUCGUUGGCUUCGUUCUGCUAUUUUCAAGUCCGAUAUGAUCGAAAGAUGAAGCAUUCGGCGAAGUAUUUGCAAAAGUUUGGCAUCGAUUUACUGUCGCCGUCAUCUAUUCCGGUGAAUACGCUGGAUAAGUGGGAAGUACCCAAAGAUAGAGUUGUGAUCAAUCGUAGGCUUGGCGAAGGUGCAUUCGGAACCGUUUAUGGUGGGGAAGCGCAGAUCGGAGAUGAAGGUUGGACUGCUGUGGCUGUGAAGACAUUGAAAAUUGGUUCAACUACGGAAGAUAAAGUAGAUUUCUUGUCUGAAGCGGAGGCUAUGAAGCGAUUUGACCAUAACAAUAUUGUUAAACUAUUGGGAGUAUGUUUGCAGACGGAACCAGUGUAUACGAUCAUGGAGUUCAUGCUAUAUGGUGAUCUUAAAACGUAUCUUUUGGCUCGUCGUCAUUUAGUCAACAGUAAACAAUCUGAGGACUCAGAUAUAUCACCCAAGCGGUUGACAAUGAUGGCAUUGGAUGUUUCACGUGCUUUAUCAUAUCUUGCCGAACAGAAAUAUGUGCAUCGCGAUUUGGCAUGUCGUAAUUGCAUGGUGAACGCACAAAGAGUCGUCAAACUAGGCGACUUUGGAAUGGCGCGACCUACUUUUGAGAACGAUUACUACCGGUUUAAUAGGAAGGGUAUGUUACCGGUACGGUGGAUGGCACCCGAAUCACUUGCAUUAGGGAUAUUUACACCAGCGUCGGACGUUUGGUCUUACGGAGUAUUACUUUAUGAAAUCAUUUCUUUUGGAUCGUUCCCUUACCAAGGAAUGACAAAUAACCAAGUUCUUGAACAUGUUAAAGAAGGCAAUUGUUUGACGAUACCUACUGGCGUUAAACCUCAGUUGGAAGGUCUUAUGAAAGCUUGCUGGAACCAAGACUACAAAAAACGACCAAGUGCUUCGGAAGUAUCUGAAUUUAUUGCAAACUAUCCAAGGCUUUUGAGUCCUUGUCUAGAUGUUCCACUGGCUUCGGUACAGAUGGCGGAAACCGAUAGUGAUCAAUUCGAGCUAUUACCAGGACUGCGACGGCGGAAAGAUGAACCUACUGCAGAUCUGUUAUUAGGAACUUCACAAAUGAACGAUCUCAAUCAAACGACAACCGGAUACACUAAAAUGAACAUGCGAAGGGGAAUUAAUCUCAACGAUCUAAACGUUGAUACCGAUUUCCGAAGAAAUACACUGCCCAAUGCAGAAACAACCACUACUACCACCAACGGAGGCGUUACCCUAAAUAUGUACAAUCCUGUUGAACCGUUACUGCAGCGUCAACCAGAAGUAGCCAAGAGCAGUAACAAUAUACUUCGCUACGUACCAAUGUUCGGACUCGGAAGAAACAAGGCUCCUGUUUUAAUCACUCAUGAUAAUGGAUCCGUUACAAUUGGCAGUCGGAGCACCAGCACCAGUGUAUUAUAGCAGGAAACAACUGCCGGAAUGCCACCAACCCAAAAACCAAAGGAGACUCCUGAUGAGUCUGAUGCAAAAUAGUGCUAAGAACAAAGGCAUAUAUUAAACAUCAAAUGAAUCUUAGAGAUGUUCAUUAAUCUCUGUGCUAGGAGCAUUUUUAGAAUUGUUUUAGUGAAAUGAUUUAUUUCUACAAAUACAAAUGAAUUCUAGCUUCUGUGUUAGCUAUAAAAAACGCUGUACAGAAAAACACAAAUCGAACACUUUAGUACAAAUAUCAUGCCGUCCGAGAGGAUUGGAAAGCCGUAAGACAACGAGCAGUGCCGAUUCAAUGUAUUUCUUACAUUUAUGAAUGCAGCACUGUGCGAUGUCACGAGUUUCUAAACUCUGCAUGCCAAAAAAGGAAAUUAACAGUUUAAAACUGAAGCCAAAUAGUGUAUAUACUAGAGCAAACGUGCAUUCAAAUUCUUCAAUCAAAAAUUAUGAUUCAAAACUAAAAGACAUUUCAUCUCUAUUAAACUAGUGUUAAUUACAAAAUGGAACGUAAAACGAUCUGAUGAAAUCGAGAUUAUAAAUACCUGUUUGACAGAAUAAAUUAAAGUUGACCUUUAUCAGUAAGAAGAAUCAUCAAAAACUAGUCGGCUACAGCCGUAGCAGUUAGAGGGUUGCUCUAGAGAGCGUAUCCUCAACAUAGGUAUCCGUGUAGCCUGUAGGACAACAAAACGAAACUAUAAAAGUUAACCAUUUAGCUCUUCAGCGUACAAUAACAAACAACCGCAUCAAUCUGAUCAAAAGAAAAUACCUCAUGCAUAGCAGGCAACAGACGAUUUUUUUUAAGAAUUUUACACAACAAUUGAGCCUCAAAGAUACAAUUUUCUUCUGCACGACUAUACAAUAAAUGAUAAAUCUAGGAUCAACGAAAGACUGAUUACCACCUAAGCCGCAGAUUAGUGGCACGCACAAUAGAUCCGUUUCUAGUGAGAAUCAUAUAAUCUAUCAGCUAA